Molecule: messenger RNA, 6123 nt
Organism: Danio aesculapii
Lineage: Eukaryota; Metazoa; Chordata; Actinopteri; Cypriniformes; Danionidae
Gene: dock1
Product: dedicator of cytokinesis 1
Exons: 52
Coding region: 130-5790 (1886 amino acids)
Biological process (GO): small GTPase-mediated signal transduction; cell migration
Cellular component (GO): cytoplasm; plasma membrane
Molecular function (GO): guanyl-nucleotide exchange factor activity; small GTPase binding
Source: RefSeq, a predicted model, not a curated record
UGGAAAUGCAAAUGGCGGCCAGUUGAGUCUUUCCACUCCUACAGAGAAGCGAGAAAAAGUGUGUGGAAAACCUUUGGAUAUCUGUUUGGAAUAGCGACAUCAACACGCACAACACCGUCAGCAGUGAGGAUGUCGCGCUGGGUGCCUACGAAAAAGGAGAAGUACGGAGUGGCCAUCUACAACUAUGACGCUCGCAGUAACGAAGAGCUGUCCUUACAGAUUGGAGACACCGUUCACAUACUGGAGACAUACGAAGGAUGGUAUCGAGGGUAUCGGCUAAGGAGAAAAUCCAAGAAGGGUGUGUUUCCGGCUUGUUAUAUCCAUCUGAAGGAGGCUACGGUUGAAGGCAGUGGGCAAAAGGAGACCGUGAUUCCUACUGAACUUCCUCUGGUUCAUGAGGUCACGACAACGUUACGAGAAUGGGCCGCAAUAUGGAGAGACUUAUAUGUGGGCGACAAGCGGGAGAUGUUCAACACUGUCCGAGACAUGAUCUACGACCUGAUCGAGUGGCGCUCGCAGAUCCUGUCCGGCACACUUCCACAGGACGAGCUGACUGAACUCAAACAGAGAGUCACCUCCAAGAUGGACUACGGGAACAAGUAUUUAGACCUGGAUCUGGUGGUGAGAGAUAAAGAUGGGAAUAUUCUGGAUCCCGACCUCACUAGCACCGUCAAUCUGUUCAAAGCGCAUGAAACCGCGUCCAAGCAGAUUGAAGCUCGCAUCCAAGAAGAGAAGUCUCAGAAGCAGAACUUGGAUCUGAGCAGGCUGGCGAAGUUUGCCUCAACACCCUCAUUCGCUCUGUUCGUCACGCUCAAAAAUGUCGUCUGCAAAAUCGGAGAAGAUGCUGAAGUGCUGAUGUCACUUUAUGACCCCAUUGAGUCCAAGUUUAUCAGUGAAAAUUAUCUUGUGCGCUGGUCCAGCUCUGGUUUGGUGAAAGACAUCGAUCAGCUUCAUAACCUACGGGCCGUAUUCACAGAUCUGGGGAGUGAAGAUCUGAAGAGGGAGAAAAUCAGUUUUGUUUGUCAGAUCGUUCGAGUGGGCCGAAUGGAGCUCAGAGAUAACAACACUAAAAAAUUAACGUCAGGCCUCCGCAGACCCUUCGGUGUGGCAGUAAUGGACGUCACAGACAUCAUCACAGGAAAGAUGGACGAUGAGGACAAGCAACACUUCAUUCCCUUCCAGCCGCUUGCGUUGGAUGAUGCCAUUCGCCACAGGCAGCUGAACAUCUCCCGUUUUUCACCCAGGGUGGCAGGAGAGAGCGACUUCCUGCAGAGCGUCAUCAACAAGGUCAUCGCUGCUAAAGAGGUCAAUCACAAAGGUCAAGGUUUGUGGGUCACACUGAAGCUUCUUCCAGGUGAUAUUCAUCAGAUCCGCAAGGAUUUUCCUCAUCUGGUGGAUCGAUCCACUGCAGUCGCCCGCAAAAUGGGCUUCCCAGAAAUCAUCAUGCCAGGUGAUGUUCGUAAUGAUAUCUAUGUGACGCUGGUUCAAGGUGAUUUUGACAAAGGCAGUAAAACGACACCAAAAAACGUUGAGGUCACCAUGUCUGUACAUGACGAAGAUGGCAAGAAACUUGAGAGCGUGAUCUUCCCUGGUGCUGGAGAUGAAGGCAUUCUGGAGUACAAAUCUGUCAUUUAUUAUCAGGUCAAACAGCCGCGCUGGUAUGAAACAGUCAAGGUUGCGAUCCCGAUUGAAGAUGUGAACAGGAGUCACCUGCGCUUCACCUUCAAGCACCGCUCGUCACAAGACUGCAAAGAUAAAUCAGAGAAGAACUUUGCUCUGUCAUUUGUCAAGCUGAUGAGAUAUGAUGGCACAACGCUGAGGGAUGGAGAACAUGACCUCAUCGUCUAUAAGGCUGAAGUCAAGAAGCUGGAAGACUCCUCCAUGUACCUGAGCUUGGCCUCCACCAAACCUGAGAUGGAGGAGAGAAAUCCUUCAUCUGGGAAAAACGCACAGAAUCUGGGAAGUUUCACCAUCAGCAAAGACUCCUUUCAGAUCUCCACUCUGGUUUGCUCCACCAAACUCACACAGAACGUGGAUCUGCUGGGUUUGCUGAAAUGGAGAUCCAACACCAGUUUACUGCAGCAGAACCUGCGGCACCUGAUGAAGGUGGAGGGUGGAGAAGUGGUCAAGUUUCUGCAGGACACACUGGACGCUCUCUUCAACAUCAUGAUGGAGAACUCAGACAGUGAAACUUUUGACACUCUUGUGUUUGAUGCUCUGGUCUUUAUCAUCGGACUGAUCGCAGACAGAAAGUUCCAUCAUUUCAAUCCAGUGUUAGAGACGUACAUCCGCAAACACUUCAGCGCAACCCUCGCCUACACGAAGCUGACUAAAGUGCUGAAGAACUAUGUGGAUAACGCAGAGAAGCUGACGGAGCAGCUGCUGAAGGCUCUGAAGGCCAUCGAGUACAUCUUCAAGUUCAUCGUCAGAUCCAGAGUUCUGUUCAACCAGCUUUAUGAGAACAAAGGAGAGAGUGAUUUCAUGGAGUCUCUCAGGAAUCUCUUCGCUUCGUUUAACGCCAUGAUGAACAGCGGUGCUGAAGGGACCGGCGGGGUGAAGGGUGCUGCGCUGAAAUACGUCCCGACAAUCGUCAAUGAUCUCAAACUGGUCUUUGACCCAAAGGAGCUCAGUAAACUCUUCAGUGAGUUUAUCCUCAAAGUGCCUCUGGGGAGACUGGUGAAGCAGAAGCUCAACUGCAUGAUCGACAUCGUCCACAGCGACCUGUUUACUCAGCAUGACUGCAGAGAGAUCCUGUUGCCUCUGAUGACGGAUCAGCUCAAACUUCAUCUGGAGAAUCAUGAAGAGCUGGAAUCCUGCUGUCAGCUGCUCAGCGACAUACUGGAGGUGCUUUACAGGAAAGAUGUGGGCCCGACGCAGUGGCACGUGCAGAUCAUCAUGGAGAAACUGCUGAGGACCAUCAACAGGACCGUGAUCUCCAUGGGCAGAGACUCUGCUCUCAUAGGGAGUUUUGUGGCCUGUAUGACUGGCACACUUCGGCAGAUGGAUGACUAUCACUAUACACACCUCAUCAGCACUUUCGGGAAGAUGCGCACAGAUGUGGUGGAUUUCCUCAUGGAGACGUUUAUCAUGUUUAAGGACCUGAUUGGGAAGAACGUCUAUCCUGGAGACUGGGUUAUAAUGAACAUGAUGCAGAAUAAAGUCUUCCUGCGAGCCAUCAAUCAAUACGCCGCCGUUCUCAGCAAGAAGUUCCUGGAUCAAACCAACUUUGAGCUGCAGUUGUGGAAUAACUACUUCCAUCUUGCCGUGGCUUUCCUUACCCAGGAGUCUUUGCAGCUGGAGAACUUUUCGAGUGACAAACGGGCCAAGAUCUUCCACAAAUAUCAAGACAUGAGGCGACAGAUUGGAUUCGAGAUUCGAGACAUGUGGUACAACCUCGGCCCACACAAGAUCAAGUUCAUCCCGGAGAUGGUGGGUCCCAUUCUGGAGAUGACGCUGGUUCCGGAGAUCGAGCUGCGAAAAGCCACUAUUCCCAUCUUUUUUGACAUGAUGCAGUGCGAGUUUCACUUCAGACGCUGCUUCCAGACGUUUGAGAACGAGAUCAUCACCAAGCUGGAUCACGAGGUGGAGGGAGGCCGCGGAGAUGAACAGUACAAAAUCCUCUUCCAGAAGAUUUUGUUGGAGCACUGCAGAAAGCACAAGUAUCUGGCUAAGACUGGCGAAACCUUCGUGACUCUGGUGGUGCGUCUGUUGGAGAGACUCCUAGACUACAGGACCAUCAUGCAUGAUGAAAACAAGGAGAACCGCAUGAGCUGCACAGUUAACGUGCUGAAUUUCUACAAGGAGAUCGAAAGAGAAGAGAUGUACAUCAGGUACCUGUAUAAGCUGUGUGACCUGCAUAAAGAGUGUGACAACUACACAGAGGCCGGAUACACAUUACUGCUGCAUGCCAAACUCCUCAAGUGGUCAGAAGAGGCCUGUGCUGCUCACCUGACGCAGAGAGACGGAUAUCAGGCCAGCACUCAGGGUCAACUCAAAGAUCAGCUCUAUCAGGAGAUCAUCAACUACUUCGACAAGGGCAAGAUGUGGGAAGAAGCCAUCAUCCUGGGGAAGGAAUUAGCAGAACAAUACGAGAACGAGAUGUUUGACUUUGAGCAGCUCAGCACCUUACUGAGAAAACAGGCUCAGUUUUAUGAGAGCAUCGUGAAGGUGAUCAGACCCAAGCCGGAUUACUUCGCCGUGGGUUAUUAUGGACUGGGCUUCCCUUCGUUCCUGCGGAAUAAGAUGUUCAUCUACCGGGGAAAGGAGUACGAGCGGUGGGAGGAUUUCGAGGCUCGGCUGCUCACUCAGUUCCCUAACGCUGAGAAGAUGAAGACCACCACAUCUCCCAGUGAGGACAUCCGGACCUCCUCUGGACAGUACAUUCAGUGUUUCACAGUGAAGCCCUUGCUAGAACUACCACCAAAGUUUCAGAACAAACCCGUAUCAGAGCAGAUCGUCAGCUUUUACACCGUCAACGAGGUGCAGAAGUUCCAGUAUUCACGGCCGGUCCGGAAGGGAGAGAAAGAUCCAGACAACGAGUUUUCAAACAUGUGGAUUGAAAGGACGACUUAUGUAACGGCCUAUAAGCUGCCUGGUAUCCUGCGCUGGUUUGAAGUCCUGUCUGUGUCAGCGGAGGAAAUCAGUCCUCUGGAGAAUGCGAUGGAGACCAUGCAGCUGACCAAUGAGAAAAUCAGCAACAUGGUUCAGCGUCACCUCAAUGACCCGAAUCUUACCAUCAACCCCCUCUCUAUGCUGCUCAAUGGCAUCGUUGACCCAGCUGUCAUGGGCGGCUUUACUAAUUACGAGAAGGCGUUCUUUACUGAGAAAUACUUCCUAGAACAUCCAAAUGACCAGGAGAAGAUUGAAAGACUGAAGGAUCUGAUUGCCUGGCAGAUUCCGAAUCUGGCUGAAGGAGUGCGAAUCCAUGGAGAGAAGGUGACGGAGGCUCUGCGGCCGUUUCACGAGCGUCUAGAAGCCUGUUUCAGACAGCUGAAAGAGAAGGUGGAGAAGCAGUACGGCAUCAGAACACUACCUACAAUGACGGAUGAGCGGCGCGGCAGUCGACCUCGAUCAAUGGUUCGCUCCUUCACCAUGCCGUCGUCUCAGAGGCCUCUGUCUGUGGCAUCCGUCACCUCCUUAUCCUCAGACAACUCGCCAUCCAGACCGGGAUCAGACGGAUUUGCCUUGGAGCCUCUCCUGCCAAAGAAGCAGCACUUUAAGUCUCAGGAUAAACUGGACCGAGACGAGCCUGAGAAAGACAGAAAGGAGAAGAAGAAAGAGAAGAGGAACAGCAAACACCAGGAGCUGUUCGAUAAAGAGCUGAAGACGGCCGACAUUCCUUUGCAGGCCAAUGAGGCCGUCAUUCUGUCAGAGACGAUCAGUCCAUUGAGGCCCCAGAGGCCGAAGAGUCAAGUGAUCAACCUGCUGGGUGAGAAAAGACUCUCGGUUUCUCCAGGAGCGCCUGCCAACCCGGCUGUGCCCAAUGUUCCUCCACCCAUCACCCCACGGGCCAAACUGCAGUUCAGCCUGCUGUCUGGAUCCAAUCUGGAGCUGAAUGGGACGAGUUAUGCAGAUAAGGGGGAAACCCCGCCCCCACUCCCUGUCAAAAGCAGCAUGGGUGACUAUGGAAACCUGAUGGACAACUCAGACCUGGCCAGUCCGACCACACCCCCUCCACCACCACCACACCAGCGGCACCUUCCACCCCCAUUACCCAGCAAGACCCCUCCGCCUCCCCCACCAAAGACCACUCGAAAACAGACCUCCAUUGACUCGGGAAUCGUCCAGUAAGAGAGAAGAUGGCAUUGUCAGAUGGAGACGUCCGCAUCGGCCCUCAUCCAAUGAUUUUACGUCAACAUCCCUGACAGAACGGCAUGAUGAAUACCUCACCUCAGCCUCGCUCAUAACAGCUGAUCAUUGAGUGUCCAAAAGCCUCGACCCCGGUGACAGAGCAAACCCAGAGCGGAAAAGCAGCUGACGCCUCGCCAGACGACAGCAAAUAUAGAUGUAGUCUAACUGAAGUCAGGGAAUUCUGGGUGUUGUUGGCAGAUGGUGCAUGUUUAACUAAAAGCUUGAGAUGAAUUGAGGUUUUUCUGGCGGGAAGAUGCUUUUUUAUGCACAUUA